This is a messenger RNA of Macadamia integrifolia, 798 nucleotides long. Its product is annotated as glycine-rich cell wall structural protein 2-like. The record is from RefSeq and is a predicted model, not a curated record. The coding region runs from base 132 to 620 and encodes 162 amino acids. The transcript has a single exon. Lineage: Eukaryota; Viridiplantae; Streptophyta; Magnoliopsida; Proteales; Proteaceae.
GCACCUAAGAAGCAGAUUGAUCUCUCACUCUCUCUCUUCAUUUUUCUGAUAAGAUUCUCCCAUUCUGCUUCCUUUUAGGCAAGAGUUAAUUUGUCACCAUAUCUGCUUUGAGUUUAUCAAAACAGCUAGAGAUGACUUGCUUGAAGCCGCAGCCUCUCUUUGCAUUGCUACUUGUUCUGUCUUCUAUUGUUGCUGAGAGUCGAGUAGCUAGGAAGGACUUGGGAUUAGACUUGGGUGGUGUGGGAGUUGGACUUGGUGCUGGUACUGGUACUGGCCUUGGCUUAGGUGGUGAUAGUGGCUCAGGCUCUGGUUCUGGUUCUGGUUCUGGUGCUGGAUCGGGUGCCGGGUCGUCAGCUGGUUCUUCUGCUGGUUCAGGUGCUGGCUCGAGCGCUGGCUCAGGUGCUGGUUCAGGCUCAGGUCGUGGAGCUGGAUCUGGUUCAGGCCAAGGCCAAGGAGAAGGGUCUGGUUCCGGAUAUGGUGAGGGCUACGGGGAGGGGCAUGGCGAGGGCCGCGGUUCAGGACAUGGGUCUGGUUAUGGUGAAGGCCGUGGUCAUGGGUCAGGCUAUGGCAGUGGAAAUGGAAAGUGGGGCAAUUUGAUUACUAUGAUACUUAGAAAUUGAUAAGGUCACCAUUUGGUAUAUAAAAUAAGGUGAUUAUAGGGGGAUAUGUCUAGUGUAGAGUGUAGGGUUAUUAGAGGAAUUACAUAAAGAGUCUGCCCCAGGACACCUGAGCCAGGAGUUGGACCAGAUGAAAAAUGUGGGUUCUCAAAUAAACUCUUAUGUCUUCUCAUAUGUCAUA